AUGGCAGAUACUGCUAGAAAGAGUUUCAUCCUAAGUUUGAAAAGACUUAAAUUUUUCUUUAAUAAUCUGAGGGAGUAUGAAGAGGGGCUUGAGAACAGAGCAGAUAUACAGUCAUGUUCCCCAGAUUAACUAAAUGAAAAAAUCAUCCCAGUGGCGAAGUACAUGGAAGAGGCUACCAAAGCAAUAGUCGAGAGUAAAAAGUUUAUAGACUUGAUAGAAGAAUAAGAAAAUGGUAAACUUGAGAAAUUACUGUCAGAAAAGCAAAUACUGGUAGAUCAAGAAGAAACAGAGCUAAAUGAAUUGAAAGCCUAAAUAGAGCUAGUCAAAAUUUAAAUCAAGUUAAAGGAGCAAGAAGAAAAGAACAUUAGAGAUAAGAUUGCCAAUGAAUAAAAAACUACACAGCUCAAAGUUAAGAAACUAGAUCUAAGUAUUUAGGAUAUCAUUGACACACAGAACUCUGAGCAAGACCUCAUUCAGGGUAAAAUAAAUCAUUUGGAGGCGAAGAGAGACAAAAUUCUCUUUGAAUAUCAUAGAGUGCAAUAGCUUCAUUAGAAAUCUCAAGAAAAAAACAAAUUCUUAUACUUCUUUCCAUCCAAAGUCUAUAAUUAGAAAGAGCGUAUAAUGAGGAAAAAGGAGGAAUUAAAGCUUUAUCAAUCAAUCAUAGAGGAGUCGAUCAGUUUUUUCGCUGACAAGAUAGAUGAAAACAAAGCCAAAAAUGUACUAGUCAGACAGAUGAACAACGAAGUGCACUAGAUUAUAGAAAAUGUGCUUGAUUAGGAGAAACAGUUCUUCGAAAGUGAUACACAAGAUAAACUUAAAACUCCACCUUUUGUAAUGGUUAAGAGAAUUGAUAGGGAUUAAAAUGCUAAAUGA
Stylonychia lemnae is the source of this 873-nucleotide messenger RNA. The record is from the annotation of a GenBank genome assembly. Lineage: Eukaryota; Ciliophora; Spirotrichea; Sporadotrichida; Oxytrichidae.